AUGGUAGUGUCUACUUCUAACUUAGACGUGCUAGAGCUUGCAAUUGAAGGAAUGAUGUGUAUGAAAAACUGUGGACAUACAGUCCAAAAUGCUCUUUGCAAUGUUGACGGCGUCAUUUCCGUAGUCGUUAAUUUUGACCAGCGCAGCGUUUGUGUCGAGUGCGCCCCAGGAGCUAAAGUAGCAGUGAACGAUUUAGUCGAAGCGGUCGAGUGUGUGGGCUUUGGAGCAGUGAUUAAACGACGAGAUGAUGAAAUGAAUAUAGUACAUGACCCACUGACACUUGAGCUACUGGUGGAAGGUAUGAUGUGUCAGAAAAAUUGCGGCUCUACCGUUGAGAAUGCAUUGCAAAGUGUGGACGGUGUCGCUAGUGCUGUCGUUAGCUUUGAAGAGCGUAAGGCCACCGUGAAGAUGCUACACGCCGGUAGCACGACGCUAGAGCAACUAGUAGACAUGGUAGAGUGCGUGGGCUUCGAGGCCGGUGCGUACGACGCUGCAAAGGCUGCGGCCAUGAAGCUAGAAGCGCAAAAGAAGAACCAGCAGCAGCAGAAAGACGAGGAGGAACUGCUGCUUGACGUACCAGACGCGACCGGCCACCCGCGCGCCGUGUUCCAUGUGGAAGGCAUGAGCUGUGCUGCAUGUGUGAAAGCCAUUGAGGACUAUCUGGGUAAGACAGAGGGUGUACUGUACUGUCGUGUGGGACUCAUAAGUCAGAAGGCCGAGGUGUCCUUUGAUCGUGACUUGAUCGAGGACGAGCAGAAGGCGAUCAAGAAACUCAUUCAGGACGCCGGCUACAAGGCGACUUUCUCGCACGUGGUAGAGCCGGGCGACGACGACUCGCUCAAGCUCAAGUUUACAGUCAUGAGCAUGAGCUGCACUGCGUGUGUGGACAAGAUCGAGUCGGCGGUGAGUGAACUGCCUGGUGUAACGAAAGUGUUGGUUGACCUGCCCAUGAACAAGGCGCACGUGCAUCUAAAGCAGUUGUCCAAGACAGGUCCACGCGACGUGCUGGAGUGCAUCAACCGUCUCGGCUACUUGGCUGAGGUCGCAUCGGUGACCACAGAUGAGAGUGCAUUGAGCAAGUCGGAGGUGGAGAAGUGGCGCAAGUUGCUAACGACGGCCAUGAUCUUUUCAUUGCCGGCUAUGCUGAUCCACAUGGUGCUUAUGUAUAUUCCUGCUGUGGAGAUGGUUCUCAUGACACCCGUACUUAAUGCUGUGUCACUGAAGCUUUUGGUUUUGUUUUUGUUGGCAACUCCGGUGCAAUUUGGAGUCGGUAGGCGUUUCUACGUGGCUGCGUGGAAGGGUCUACAACAUGGCACUAUGGGCAUGGACCUUCUGGUUGUGGCGGGCACUACCAUGUCGUACACUUACAGUUUCGUGUCUAUGGUCGGUUCGGCGCUGCACGAGCACUACCGGGGUCACCACUUUUUCGAGUCCUCGACGAUGUUGCUGACAUUUGUGACGCUGGGGAAGUACAUGGAGUCGAUAGCAAAGGGCAAAACAGCUGAUGCAUUAUCGGAACUGGCCAGUUUGCAGCCGAAGAUGGCGUUGCUGAUCAGUGAGGGCAAGCGUGAUCGUGAGAUCCCGAUCGAGCUUGUGCAGCGCGGAGACCUGCUACGCAUUCUUCCUGGUGCGAAUAUCCCGACGGAUGGUGUGGUGAAGUUAGGGUCGAGCUCAAUCGAUGAGUCGAUGCUGACUGGAGAGAGUAUGCCGGUGGCUAAGAAGGAGGGUGACUACGUGUUUGGUUCGACGACGAACCAGCAGGGUGGGUUGGUAAUCGAGUCGAGCUGCAUGGGCGGCGAGAGCUCGGCGUUGUCGCAGAUCUGUGCUUUGAUUGAAGAUGCACAGCUUCACAAGGCUCCGAUCCAGGCGUACGCAGACUGGUUGGCAUCGAUUUUUGCUCCCUGUGUACUGGGUUUAUCUGCAUUGACAUUUACGAGCUGGAUGCUGCUGCUGUCGAUGGACAUCGUGCCCGCACAAUGGAAGCUUGAUCUGGGAGUGUCUGUGGGUGGUCAUGUUGAUGAUUUUUUCGUGGCAAUUCUUUUUGCUAUCUCUGUCGUGGUGAUCGCGUGUCCGUGUGCUUUAGGGCUUGCGACACCCACUGCCGUCAUGGUUGGUUGUGGUAUUGGGGCCAAGCAGGGUGUCCUCAUCAAAGGUGGGCGCGCACUUGAAACGGCUCGCUUCAUCGACACGAUUGUGUUCGACAAGACUGGUACGCUAACUGCUGGUCACCCAUCUGUGCGCGAUGUAGUGGUGGCUGACCGCAAGUACACGCCGCGUGAACUUUUAUACUACAGUGCAUCUCUUGAGUGUGUAAGUGAGCACGUUCUUGGUAAGGCUAUUGUAGUUACAGCAACAGAGCAUGAGAAGCUGGAACUGCACGAUCCGACUGAGGUGCAUGUGGUCCCUGGACGCGGUAUUGAAGGCAUUAUACCUGCGAGUGAUGCCACCGCUCGCAGGACUUCCGCGAAGGUGCUUGUUGGCAGCUCUGAAUAUUGCGAGGAGAAAGGCAUCAAAAUUAACGACAAGAUACGUGCUCACAUGCACGAGUUGGAGCUUGAGAGCAAGACCGUGGUGGUCGUGUGCGUGGAAGGCAAAUUGGCAGGCUUGCUUGCCCUAGCAGACGCUCCCAGACCUGAAGCAGCCGCCGUCAUGAAGCAUCUGAAGUCCAUGGGCUUGGAUGUGUGGUUAAUCACGGGUGACAACCUUCGCACAGCCAGUGUGGUCGCGCGCCAGCUGGGUAUCAACCACGUGAAGGCAGUUGCUCUACCUGGUGAAAAGGCGUCUCAGAUCAAGGCGCUGCAGUCGCAAGUGAACCCGCUGACACUGAAGCCACGCGUGGUUUGUAUGGUUGGUGAUGGUAUCAAUGAUGCGCCGGCGCUGGCGCAGUCGGACAUUGGUAUGGCCAUCGGUGCCGGCACACAAAUCGCCAAGGCUGAGGCCGACAUGGUACUGGUGAAAAGUGCGCUGACGGAUGUAGUGGUGGCGCUGGAUUUGGCUCGUGUGGUGUUCUCUCGUAUCAAGUUGAACUUUUUCUUUUCGGUCGUGUACAACCUUGUUGGCAUUCCGCUGGCUGCUGGUAUGUUCUUCCCACUGAUCCACCAAAUGAUGCCACCUGCGUGCGCUGGGCUCGCGAUGGCCUUUUCUUCGGUAUCUGUUGUUGUUUCGUCACUGCUGCUGAAGAAUUACAAGGCACCGCAGCUCUUCCCAACGAAGGUUGGAAAGGUGGAUUUUGAGGAAGACGUUCAGGUCGUGGACCUUAAGAACCUUGUACGACUGAAGGUUAGCAACGUGCGGUACACGCCGUUGACGAAUAUGGACGAGCAGAACACGCGUGUCUAA
Molecule: messenger RNA, 3339 nt
Organism: Peronospora belbahrii
Lineage: Eukaryota; Oomycota; Peronosporomycetes; Peronosporales; Peronosporaceae
Source: the annotation of a GenBank genome assembly